Numida meleagris (helmeted guineafowl) is the source of this 1622-nucleotide messenger RNA. RefSeq names its product ankyrin repeat domain 61 (gene ANKRD61). Bases 538 to 1356 code for a protein of 272 amino acids. Gene Ontology annotation, molecular function: protein binding. The record is from RefSeq and is a predicted model, not a curated record. The transcript is spliced from 2 exons. NCBI's taxonomy places the organism in Eukaryota, Metazoa, Chordata, Aves, Galliformes, Numididae.
CUUCGAAAUGUAGCACUGAAUAGAGCAGUUACUGCACAGCUGUUCUAGAACCAGACAGCCCAAAAGGUCACAAAGGCACUGCUCAAGGGGAAGAGGCCAAACCUUUUACUUCUGAUUACGGAUUGUCAUUACAAAAACUGUAACUUCCUUGUCUGUGAGUAUCAGAGUGAGCAAGACAGCCAGCAUCUUGCCGCUGCCUGCUGGCCCCACGUUCCUGUGCGCGCAGAGGACGUACAGUCUGUGCUCUGAAGAGCUACGUGAAGUAAUACUGGAAAACGGCAAGAGCUAAAGCUUUACCAUCCCAUCAUCCUGUCAGUGAAAAUGAGUGCUUGGAAGGACCCCCACCUCACAGACCUGCUCUCCCUCCAGAAAUAAGAAGAGGCUACACAGCAUUUCAUCUCCGACUAAGUUUGCCUAGUACCUACAGAGCUGGGACAUCCAUUCCAGGCAAAUUUCAGAGAAAUCAGCCAGCUUUGCAGAGUAACACAGAACAGUGUCUCUAUCUUGCACAAUGUAAAACAUCAGAUAAAUACUGAAAUGAAUCACUGCAAUUGCCACCACCUUGUACAUUCAGGUCAACAGUCUGAUGACGCCUUUCCACCUACAUCCAUUCUUUUUGAAUAUUGUCUCAACAUAAAGGACACAGCCAAAUCUAGCUGGACGCCUCUUCACAUAGCUGCAGGGUCACUGAACACAGAGGCAACAGCAGCUUUAAUUGCAUCUGGAGCAAACACCAAUUCUGCUAUUCCAAAUUGUGGAAGAACUGCCCUUCACGUUGCAGUGCGUGCAGCAUCAUCCAAAGCAAGCAGAAUUUUAGGUGUCAACAUAGAUUGUAUCUCUUUACUAUUAAGUAAUGGAGCCAAUGUAAAUAUCCCAGAUCGUGAAGGACGAACACCUGUUCACGAGGCCUGUUCAGGGGGCAGAAGGAAAAUAGUUGAUCUCCUGUUAGAGUAUAAAGCAGACAUGAACAGUUUAACAAGAGAUGGGCAAUCUCCAGUCUUUCUAUUUCUUCAACACAGAUCACAUUUAAAAGAUAGAGCACUGUUGAACAAGUUGCUAGGAUUCUCAUAUCCACUGAAGUUAAGAGACAAUCGUGGAAAUCUACCCACUGGCCUUCUGUUCUCAGAAUUCCAAAUGCUGAAAGACUUCCUUCUAACAUUAUCACAGAAAUUACAGUCCCUGGAGGAUAUCUGCAAGAUCACUGUAAGAAGAAUAUACGGAGAAAACAACAAAUACUGGCUCAAAACCAGGCUUCCAGCAACUGUAUGGAAUUCAUUAUACAGCUAUCAGGACUUAGGAAAAUAUGCCCGUGAUGACAGUGAACAGGAACGCAAGCCGAAAAACUGUAAACCCUGAAACAGCCUGUAGAGAAAUUAAAAUUGAUCCAGAAUGAAGAUUAAUGUUGCGUGUUCUGAAGUAGCUCCAAAUUUUCAUUUGCAGAGUUUUAAUUACCCAGGUAAUAUUUACACCCAUUUCCUCAAAGAGCUGCCAUCUCAGGUGCAGAAAACCUCUGAAGGAAGCAGAGUAGAACACAUGCUCACUUCACUGCUAAUGGGUUAUGUGAGGUUAAGCAGGAGUAAGAAAAAAAAAAAGCAAGAUGUAGUCAACUCAACCUAUGCUUC